AUGACUGCAUUACAGGCCAAGACUGUACAGAUCGCCAAGAAAACUCCUACAUCAUCUGCUGCACCAAUUAAAUUUAUAAUCACAAAAACGGUAAACAGCAAAGCGACUGGUCCACAGUCUCCGGUCAUUGCAGGACGUGUUCUAACUCAGUCCUCGCCUGUUUUGCCGGCCAGAACCAUUACUUUAACAGAGUCUAUUAACACUAGUUUACAGGGUAUCCCAGGAAAAAAAAUUGCUAUUUCCCCCUUGAAGACACCAAGUAAGGUAACUGUAGUAUCUGUGGCAUCUCCAACUCAAAGUGCCCCUCCGAAGACCGUCACUCUGCCUAUGAAUGUAGCACUUGGUCAGCAGAUACUUGCAGUUCAGCAGUCAACAUCAGCGUCACCCGUCAAAGUGGUCUCAAGUCAAGCAACAGCCCAGAAUAUCAAACCUGUGCAGUCUGUGGCAGUGAGUGGUGUGGGUGGUUCUCAGUUCAAAACCCUUAUUCCACUUGCAACACAACCAAAUGUGCAGCAGAUUCAAGUGCCAGGAAGCAGGUUCCAUUAUGUCCGCCUUGUCACAUCAACAACGGCAAGCAAUACAGUCCAACAAGGCGGCCCCACCAAUUCUAUACAGACAGCCAAACCCAUGAUGGUGAGUACAGGAGCAGUAAGGAUGUCUGUCCCAAUUGUCCCUGCACAGUCUGUGAAACAGGUGGCACCGAAACCUUUGACAACGACUGCUCAAAUAUCCACUCCUCAAACUCAACAGCGCCUGAUCAUGCCAGCCACCCCCCUUCCACAGAUCCAGCCCAACUUCACCAAUCUGCCUCCAGGAACUGUACUGGCUCCAGCUCCAGGAGCUGGAAAUGUGGGAUAUGCAGUUGUUCCUGCUCAAUAUGUCACUCAGCUCCAGCAGACACCCUUUGUGACCAUUGCCAGCAGCUCUGCUUAUCCUGCACCAAGUAGCAUCCAGACACAGGCUAGACUACCACUUAAUGGAGUUUCAACAACAGAAUCCACAUCCAGACCAAGAAAACCCUGCAACUGCACCAAGUCCCAAUGUCUCAAGUUGUAUUGUGACUGUUUUGCAAAUGGCGAGUUCUGCAAUAACUGUAACUGUAAUAAUUGCUUCAAUAACCUGGAGCAUGAAACGGAACGCCUCAAGGCAAUAAAGACGUGUUUAGACCGGAACCCAGAGGCCUUCAAGCCGAAGAUUGGCAAAGGUAAAGAAGGCGAAUCUGACCGUCGGCACAGUAAAGGCUGUAACUGCAAACGCUCGGGCUGUCUUAAGAAUUACUGUGAAUGUUAUGAGGCAAAAAUCAUGUGCUCGUCCAUUUGUAAGUGUAUCGGCUGCAAGAACUUUGAGGAGAGUCCAGAAAGGAAGACAUUGAUGCAUUUAGCAGAUGCAGCAGAAGUCCGAGUGCAGCAGCAAAUGUCUGCAAAGACCAAACUUUCGUCUCAGAUCUCUGACCUUCUCAUGAGGACGGCUCCAGUUAUUUCUACAGGGGGCGGAAGGUUACCGUACACAUUUGUGACAAAAGAGGUUCUUGAAGCGACGUGUGAGUGUCUGCUGGAGCAAGCCAAGCGCUCAGAACAAUCUCAUCAGCCUCAGCCUGAAGCAGAGAGGAUGAUCCUUGAAGAGUUUGGACACUGCCUUAUGAGGAUCAUAAGCUCAGCGGGGAAAGCUAAAGUUGACUUCAGGGGCACGGACGUAGAGAUGAAACUCAAAGAAAUCAACCGGACAGCCAUGCUAUGCUGGAGUCCAGCUCAGCAUCACCCCAUCUAUUUAACCACAGGGACCUCAGCGCAGCAGCUAGAUGCCUCUUUCAGCACAAGUGCUUCCUUGGAGCUAUUUGAAUUAAACUUGGCUGAUCCCUCUUUAGACAUGAAGUCUUGUGGCACUUUCUCAUCUUCACAACGAUAUCACAAACUUGUUUGGAGUCCAUUUGGCAUUGAUGGGCAAGGUCUGACCUCUGGCGUUCUUAUUGCUGGAGGAGAGAAUGGAAACGUCAUUCUUUAUGAUCCUGCAAAGAUUCUGUCUAGAAACGGCAAUGUGAUUAUUGCAGAGGGUGCUAUGCACACAGGGCCAGUGCGAGCGCUUGAUGUUAACCCAUUUCAGACAAAUCUAGUUGCAUCGGGUGGAAAUGAAUCUGAAGUCUACAUAUGGGAUAUAAAUAACUUUAAAUCUCCAAUGACACCUGGACCCAAGACGCAGCCGCUAGAAGACAUCAGUUGUGUCGCAUGGAACAGACAAGUCCAACACAUCCUGGCUUCUACCACACCAAGUGGACGGACAUCCGUGUGGGAUCUACGCAAGAAUGACCUAAUCAUUAAAGUCUGUGACCACAGCAACAGAAUGCAUUGUUCUGGGAUGGCCUGGAAUCCAGAAGUUGCAACACAAUUACUUAUGGCUUCUGAGGAUGAUCGAAUGCCCGUGAUUCAAAUGUGGGAUCUGCGUUUUGCAUCUUCUCCCCUCAAAGUUUUAGAAAACCACACUCGUGGUGUUUUGGGUGUUGCAUGGAGCUUAGCUGAUCCAGAGCUGCUUCUUAGCUGUGGCAAGGACGGGAGGAUUCUUUGCUGGAAUCCAAAUACUGAAGAGAUUUUAUAUGAACUCCCUACUGGCAACCAGUGGUGCUUUGACAUUCAGUGGUGCCCAAGGAACCCUGCAGUUUUUUCUACAGCAGGCUUCAAUAGCUGCAUAGAUAUUUAUUCCAUUAUGGGAGGCACCAGUCAAGCUCAGAGCCAGAGACAUGUGGACCAGAUUAGCACCUCGUUUGGAAACAUGGAUCCCUUUGGAACAGGACAGAUCCUGCCUCCGCUGGAGCUGCCUCAGAGUGGCUCUGUGUCCACGACAGUUACCCCCUUAAAGAAGCCUCCUAAAUGGAUACGGAGACCUGCAGGAGCAACCUUUGCUUUUGGAGGGAAACUUGUGUCUUUGGAAAUUGUCAAACCAAAUCCUCAGCAGCCGGGUCUUCAUGCUGUGCACGUGAGCCAAGUCGUUACAGAGACAGGAUUAUUGAAGCGCUCCAGUCAGCUGCAGGACACAAUCCACUCAGGACAAUUUGAGGAGUUUUGCAGAGGAAAAAUCAACUUGACCGAGAAUGAAUUUGAAAAGACUGUCUGGUCUUUUCUCAGGGCCUAUUUUGACCCUGACACCCGCUCAAGUUUUCUGGAGCUUCUUGGUUACAAUAAAGAACAAGUAGCCCUGAAGAUUUCUGCUGCAUUAACUGAAAAGCCUGCAGAGCCUGUUGCAGACCUUCAUGCUACAGCAGAAGUUAAUCCUGAGGCUGCGUUUGACCUGAUAGCUGCUGCAAACCUGUGUCCAGCAGCCCCAGAGCUGCUCUCUGCUCAGCCUCCAGAGAGUGUGCAAUCACAAGAAGUGAAAGCUGAAGACAAGGAUGAUCUUUUCAUGGAUCCCAAUAAUGAUAUUGUUGACCAUAAUCAGGAAGCAGAUGUUUCUGCUGAACAGCAACGGGAUGAGGAAGUCAUUAUGGAGCAGGAAGUAAAUGUCAUGUUGAAUGAAAGUAAGGAUCUUACUUACUAUUCUGAGCCUCAGGUUAUUUUAUCUGAAGAUCUUCAAGCCCCUACAGAGGAACCAUCACAAGAUCUGUUUCAAAAUGAACUCCGAGCUCCUAUGGAGGAACCAGCCCAAGAUAUGUUUGUCCAAGAUCUCCAAGCCCCUACGGAAGAACCAUCACAAGAUCUUUUUGAACAAGAUCUCCAUGCUCCUACGGAGGAACCAGCUCCAGACCUGGUUCCAGGAGAUGUCAGAGCUCCUAUGGAGGAACCAUUAAAGGACAUGUUUCAAAACGAUCUCCAAGCUCCAAUGGAAGAUCCUGUCCAAUACACGUUUCCAGUAGAUCUCCAAGCUCCUAUAGAGGAAGCAUCCCAAGAUCUGUUCCCAGGAGAUGUCAGAGCUCCUACGGAGGAACCGUUACAGGAUCUGUUUGAAAACAAUCUCAAAGCUUCUAUGGAAGAACCAUCACAAGAUCUUUUUGAACAAGAUCUCCAACCUCCUAUGGAGGUACCAGUUCCAGAUAUGUUUCUAGGAGAUGUCAGAGCUCCUCCAGAGGAACCGCCACAGGAUCUGUUUGAAAAUGAUCUCCAACCUCAUUUGGAGGAACCAGCCCCAGAUAUGUUUCCAGUAGAUCUCCAACCUCCUUUGGAGGAACCAGCCCCAGAUAUGUUUGCAGGAGUUCCUGCAGAGGAACCGUCACAGUAUCUGUGUGAAGAAGAUCUCCCACCUUCUAUUGAGCAACACAAUAUUUUUCCCAAAGAUCUGCCACCUCCUAUUGAGGAUCUUAUUGCUGGUGGAGAAAUGCUUCAGAAUUCUCUUUCUGAAGUUGAAUCUUUUAGUGAAGAUCCUAUUGAGAAAGUAUUCCAAAUUCCUUCUGAGAAAUUGGUCAUUGCUGAUGUUCCUCGCCCAUCUGCAAAUGAUGUCACACAGAUUACCCCUGAAGUCAACCCUAACCCUGGCCUGAGUCAAGAUGUUGACGAGCUGAUUACUCGAGCACUGCUCACUGGAAAUUUUGAAGGAGCAGUGGAACUCUGUCUUCAUGACAACCGUAUGGCAGACAGUAUUAUCCUGGCUCUCGCUGGAGGAGCUGAACUUCUAGAGAAAACUCAAACGAAGUAUUUCAUCAAGUCGCCAAGCAAGUUAUCUAAGCUUAUAAGUGCAGUGGUGAUGAAGGACUUGCAUGCCAUCAUGAGCACCUGUGAGCUGCAAAACUGGAAAGAAGCCCUGGCUUCUGUUAUGACCUAUGCUGACACCCAGGAGUUUUCUUCCCUCUGUGAUCUUCUUGGUGGCAGAUUAGAGGGAGCAAACGACCUCCAGCUGCAGGCACAGGCCUCUCUCUGUUACAUCUGUGCUGGAAAUUUGGAGAAACUGGUGUCUUGCUGGAUCAAGGCACAGGAAAGACACGGCCCUCUCUAUCUACAGGACCUGGUGGAAAAGGUGGUUGUGAUGCGACAUGCAGUAGAGACUCAGAAGUCGAGUCCUCUUGCAGUUGGGGAUCUGCUUGCUGAGAAGAUGAGCGAGUAUGCAAACUUGUUAGCUUCUCAAGGUUGCUUGUCUACAGCUGUUAUGUACUUACCUGAUGAACCCAAUCACGUUUGUGUUCGGCUUCUUCGUGAACGUCUGAACUGUGCUCUGAGUCGGCAGGACCCAGCAUGUUCCAAAACCCAAAGUGUCGCUUGUAAGGUUCCUCCCCUUCAGACUCCUACAGCGGCUCAGUCCAAUAACCCAUACUCUGCAGUCCAGCCCAUCUCCACUGCUCCGGCUCCUGCCCAGCCUCACUUCUAUCAGCCUGUCAGGGCCGCCUCUACUGUCACCUCAUGGAGUAAUCAAACUCCAACAGCCUUUCCUCAUGUACCUACUGCUGCUGCCUCAGACCCAUCUAAGGUGGAGCUGCCAAACCCUAUGUGCGGAAUGCCAACAACUGAAAACGCUGCUGUCCCUUCUGUGCCUUUUGUGCCUUCCCAUCAAUACCUGCCCCAGGUUACCCAGUACCCACAGGGAGCUGGAGGGCCUCGUAUGUAUCGGCCUGAUCAGUACUCUUCUCCUGUGACGCCUGUUUUGGCUGAAGCCUCUGCUCCUCCUCACCCUCCUGGCUUUCUCUCUCAGUACUCUCAGCAUGUCCCGCCUCAAACCUCCUUCACCCCUUUCAGCAGUCCAAGUGCAUCCUUCGCUUCUCCCAAUCUGUUUACAAUAACUUCUUCGUCAACAAACUCUGCUAUUCCUCCGCCCUCGAUAGCGGACUUCCAGCACAGUGGCCCUGGCUCUCCGGGGUCCUACGUGCCGCUGCCUCCACAGAAUGGAUUCUCAGCACCUCAAAAUGGUUGGAAUGAUCCCCCAACACUGGUCAGAGGUCCAAUGAAGAAGCAGGUUCCAGAAUACUACUCUCCUCCUGCGCCCAUCACUUCCCCCAUUAUGGCUCCGAUGGGCGUCGACCUCCAACCUCCACAGACUCAGGUCUCCUCCUCAGGCCACCAGCAGCCUGCUUCUCCCUUCAUCAACUCCAUGAGCACAAGUGCCUCAAACGCCAGCUCUGAGGGAGCCCCUGGAGCUCUUGUUGGCGAUGUCAUCCAGCCUCCCCAAUCGCUGCCAUCUGAGCAGAUCACAAAGACCAUUCCUGAGGAGCACCUUCUUUUAAAGACCACAUUUGAGAGCCUUAUCCAAAACUGUUUAAUCGUGGCAACAGACCCGCAAACUAAAAGGAAACUUGUUGAUGCCAACAAGCGUUUGGAAACACUUUAUGACAAACUGAGCGAUCGAACUCUGUCCCCAGCGAUUGUAGGAGGUCUUCACAACAUUGCUCAAAGUAUUGACUCUCGAUCCUACGCAGAAGCCCUCAAGAUCCACACACAUAUUGUAAGCAGCAGCAACUUCAGUGAGAUCUCAGGUUUUAUGCCUGUACUCAAAGUAGUGUUAACACAAGCCAACAGACUGGGGGUUUGA
This is a messenger RNA of Knipowitschia caucasica, 6438 nucleotides long. The record is from the annotation of a GenBank genome assembly. NCBI's taxonomy places the organism in Eukaryota, Metazoa, Chordata, Actinopteri, Gobiiformes, Gobiidae.